AAAUAUAAAUAAAAAAUCAGAAAUUCCACCGCAGACUCAAACUCAGACUUGAACCCCGUUGAUCGUCUGCCUCAAAUUCCAUCUAAUCAUUAGGUCAAGCUUCAAAUUUUCUCCGUUGAUUCUCAAAUCGCACACCAGCUCAAAUUAUACGUAUUUUGAGUGGUAGUGGGAGGGUAGAGGAGGUGAAGAUUUGAUCUGGGACCGUACAUUAUGUAUCGGUCUGGGGCCGCAACCACUAACCGAGGUGGGGUGCCAACGGAUAGUGGGGACUCUGUUGUGACCCUAGAUCAAGUCCCGUGUUGGAGCGAUUCAGACUUUAGAUACUCGUAUGAGAACGAAGAUUCAGGUUCGAAUCUGCAUUUUCCAGACCCAUUGACCGCAGCAUCUGAAGGAGAGAAUAGUGGAAAUGGAAUGGCAUCCAAGUUUCCCAUGGAUCGUGAAAUUAACUCGAAGAUAUAUCUUUGGAGGGGCAACCCGUGGAAUCUUGAGGUGGAUGCUGUAGUUAACUCAACAAAUGAGAACUUAGAUGAAGCUCAUAGUAGCCCUGGUUUGCAUGCUGCAGCAGGACCGGGACUUGCAGAAGAAUGUUCAACCCUGGGUGGCUGUCGAACAGGAAUGGCAAAAGUUACUAAUGCUUAUGACCUUCCAGCAAGGAGGGUCAUACAUACUGUUGGUCCUAAGUAUGCUGUAAAGUAUCAUACCGCUGCAGAGAAUGCACUCAGUCAUUGUUAUCGAUCUUGCCUUGAGCUUCUCAUUGAUAAUGGACUGCACAGCAUUGCUAUGGGCUGUAUAUACACAGAAGCCAAAAAUUAUCCACGAGAACCAGCUGCACAUGUGGCCAUAAGAACUGUGAGACGAUUUCUUGAGAAACAGAAGGAUAAAAUACAUGCAAUCGUUUUCUGUACCACAACAUCAUCUGAUACAGAGAUAUAUAAAAGAUUGCUUCCGCUUUACUUUCCACGUGAUAAACUUGAAGAGGAGAUAGCUGUUUCAAAGCUUCCUGCUGAUGUUGGAGAUGAAAAUGGUGAGACGGUCAUAGAUGAACGCAAGAUAAGGAUACAACCUUUACCCAAUGUUAAAAAGUCCGCUCGAAGACCUCCCCAGACAUCUACUGAUCUUGCAGUCAGCAAUAUAGCAUUAGCCAGACGGGACUCAUCGUACUUGGAGUCAUAUCUGGAUCCUGCAUUUAUGUCCUUGAUCAAAGAUCCAGAUCAGAGACGCAGAGAACAAUGGGAAAAAUCAGCUCAGGCACGAAACGGUUGGAAUUUCGCUAAAAUGCUUGGAUAUGGAGACAUAGGGAGUCCUCCUUUAUCGGCUGCUGAAGAAUACUCACUCCAUUCUAGAUAUCUUGCCAAAGCAAAUUCACUUAAUCUUUCUGAUAUUGCCGAAAUGAAAAUUGUUUAUCGGGGUGGGGUUGAUAGUGAAGGCCGUCCAGUGAUGGUGGUGGUUGGAGCUCACUUUCUCCUAAGAUGUCUUGAUCUGGAGCGGUUUGUGCUUUACAUAGUGAAGGAGUUUGAGCCCUUGAUACAGAAGCCUUACUCAAUAGUUUAUUUCCACUCAGCUGCAUCCCUGCAGAUACAACCAGAUUUGGGGUGGAUGAAAAGAUUAGAGCAAAUACUUGGUCGGAAACACCAACGCAAUCUCCAUGCGAUAUACGUCCUCCAUCCAACCUUUGGUCUGAAGACUGCAAUAUUCGGAUUGCAGAUGCUUGUAGAUAAUGUGGUCUGGAAGAAGGUGGUCUACGUUGAUCGUCUUCUGCAGCUAUUCAGAUACGUCCCCCGUGAACAACUGACUAUUCCAGACUUUGUGUUCCAGCACGAUUUAGAGGUAAACGGAGGGAAGGGCGUAAUCGUGGAUCCAAGAACAAAAUAUGUGUAUCAGAGACCGUAGGAGCAGAUCCAGACUCCAGCAUUUGUGAUUUUAUUUUAUUUUCUUAGUCAUCAUUUAAUUCAUUUUUGGGUCAGGUUGUAUUGUAACGAGUUCCUAAAUAUUUAUGUGCUUGUAUAUGUAUGUGUACACUAUACUAUGAAUAUGAUCCCUCUUCUCUAUCUACGCUGUAUUUUAGAAUCUUGAAUCUGUGAAUUGUAAUAAAGCUUUUUUUUUUGUGUUAUAAAGUUUUAGGUGUCGGUUUCA
This is a messenger RNA of Salvia miltiorrhiza (redroot sage), 2133 nucleotides long. RefSeq lists its product as uncharacterized. Bases 211 to 1890 code for a protein of 559 amino acids. The record is from RefSeq and is a predicted model, not a curated record. Lineage: Eukaryota; Viridiplantae; Streptophyta; Magnoliopsida; Lamiales; Lamiaceae. The transcript is spliced from 15 exons.